Messenger RNA from Mytilinidion resinicola, 4330 nucleotides. RefSeq lists its product as uncharacterized. The transcript is spliced from 2 exons. Gene Ontology annotation, molecular function: protein binding. Gene Ontology annotation, biological process: positive regulation of TOR signaling. The coding region runs from base 35 to 4141 and encodes 1368 amino acids. Lineage: Eukaryota; Fungi; Ascomycota; Dothideomycetes; Mytilinidiales; Mytilinidiaceae. The record is from RefSeq and is a predicted model, not a curated record.
CCAGGGCCCACUGGACCGCCUGCACACGCCCCCCAUGGCCGACUACCCGCGACGAGCCUCGUCUGCCAUCCCUCCGCCGCCCCCGCUGCCGCCAGCAAAGCAGCACGGCGGCCAGCCGCGCAGCUACUUCUCGCGCUUCGUGUCGCAGCCCUUCUCGGCGUACGGCUCGCGGCCGACGAGCGCCCAAAAGACGGUCGGAAGGCCCAACCCCCUCGUACCCCGGCUCCCAGGGAUCAGCUCGGGCUCGUCGCAGGAUGCGAGCCACAAGACGGGGCUGGACAUGUCCGCCCUGGACAUGAACCGCGAGCGCACCCACGCCAUCAUCGCCGGCCGCGACAUCCUGAAGACGAUCCGCGUGAAGGAUGCCAAGUGUGCCGAGGACAUCAACCUGCGGGCCGCCAUCAUCAACUACGCGGCCCACAACACGCGCCAUCGCGAGACCAUGGAGAUCCACGAUGUCAAGUGGUCGCAUGGCCAGUUCAGCACGCAUAUUGCAACCGCCGCCACCAAUGGCAAGGUCAUCCUGUACGACCUCAAUCGCGCUGGCAUGGAGCUAGCGCGGCUGCAUGAACACCACCGCCAGGUGCACAAGGUCGCCUUCAACCCCCAUCAGGGCUACCUGCUGCUGUCAGGCAGCCAGGACGCCACGGUGCGCCUGUGGGACCUGCGAGACAUGCGGAAGGAUGUCAUGACGUGUCCCAGCAGAGAGAAGUUUGCCGGCCUGAGCGAGGGCAUUCGCGACCUGCAGUGGUCGCCCACUGACGGCGUCGAGUUUGCCUUUGGCACUGACAAUGGAGUGAUUCAGCGCUGGGACUUCCGCCACGCCAAGGGGCCCAAGCUCAAGAUCAACGCCCACGAGCAGAAGAUAUGCACCUCGAUCGACUGGCACCCGGACGGCAAGCAUCUGCUGAGCGCCAGCACCGACCGGACCGUCAAGAUCUGGGACUUCUCCUCCGACACCCGCAGGCAAAAGCCGGCAUUUGUGCUGCGCACGCCGUACCCCGUCCACAAGGCUAGAUGGCGGCCGCCCUAUUGGUCCGACGAUUUCCACGACCAGGGCGCCUACCAGUGCACGCAGCUCGCCACCUCAUACAAUCGCGAUCACCCAGUCGUCCAUCUCUGGGACUUCAGGCGUCCCUUCUUGCCGUUCCGAGAAAUAAGCCGCUUUAACAGUGCGCCGUCAGACAUGCUCUGGCACUCUAGGGACUUCCUGUGGACUGUCGGCCGAGAGGGUGUUUUUGCCCAGACCGACGUCCAUUUCUCGCCCAAGGUCGUAGAUCGACGCAACAUGCAGGCCAUUGCCGUCUCUCCGACUGGCGAGGUUGGCGGGUUUGUGCAGAAGAGGCCGCGUCGAAGGCAGUCGGGUCUCGAGUACUCAUCUGUCGAAGACAGCUACACAACUGACCGGGAAAAACACAACAGCCCUGAAAAGAAUAGUCUGCGCAGCUCAGCAGACGACAGUGUGGACGACCGCUUUCUUAGCUCUUCGUUCAGACGUCACCAUGGCCGGACAUCCAGUAACAGAUCUACAAGGUCAUUCGGUAGCACCCCGCCUUCCUCGGACGUCGCUCCUAAGGUCAUGUUUCUAACCGAGUCCAUGGAAUUGCUUGGUGACUCUAUGAUGCCCAACCAAGUCGGGUUCAGAGGGGCUCUCCCUGGCGCAAUGAGCGUACAAGUCUUCACUUACCUUGCGCAGAAAUACAAGUCUAUACCGCUACCCGACCCGCCGACGCUGGAGUCGUACUACGACCUCUACCGUGUGUUUGAGCAGAACGCGGAGUACGCCGAAAGAGCGGCGUUCUACAGACUUGCUCAGUCAUGGAGAAUCAUUGGCGGGGCCGUCGCUGUAACCACAUUACAUCGAGCAGAGAGACAUAACAAGAGGCGAAUCGAUGAGAAGCGCCUGUUUUCGUCUGACACGCAGCCUCCGGUCGUCAAGGAUGGCACAGCAGCACAUGGCAGACCCGGCGGCAUCCCGAACCCCGCAGUUCGUGCGAUAUAUGGUCCCGAUAAAGAGCACCAUCACGCGCAACCUGAGAGCACGUCCAACCUGGCCACGCCCCUCGCACGGCCGUAUCAGGAUACAAAAACCGGCAGCACUCUCCCGUCAUUGCCUGACCCCGAUCACGACGAGAAUCUCAGCCUGCCCCCGGCUGCGGUUGGCCCACACUCGCAGGAGGAGAGGUUUCUUUCUCCGGAAACUGCAAUCAAACCCAGCGGACUGCGACGACCGAGCUUCAAUGGACCGGUGUGGAAUGCUAAUUCACUGAACGACCUGGAUGAGCGACGAGCGCAGAUCGGCAGCUGGCGGGCAGCCCCCCGGGCACCGCUCAAUCUGGAUCCUCCGAGCAGCCAGGGGAUCAGCAUUGCGAUCCCUCCGCGACUGGACCGCCAUGACUCGGACGAAAGCUUCGCCAUGUUCUCGGCCUCUACAGACUCUCAGAGAGGAAUAUCAGUGCCAAGCUCUUUUGCCAGCAGCAAGUCUUACCCUCGAAGCAUGGGGUCUAUUCCCGAGAAGUGGCAACAGCAGGAUAAAUCAAGCUUCGGCAGCAGCCAGCCGACGCAGUCUAAUCAGCCUGGGCCGCAAGAACCUGGCAACAGCGGGCUGACCGGAAGCUUUGGACGGUCUGUGGAUUAUUCUCCGACCACGAAGCCCGUGGGGGCAGGCACAAACGAAUCUAGGCCCGUCGAACGGCUAGGGACGGGCCGCAAUGACACGGACCGGCAUCUGGAAUAUGCAAGUCGGGACAAAGCCAUCCAAGAUAUCGAGACAUUGCGGCGGAACAACCAGCUUCUUCGCCACGACAGCUCCGAAUCCGAGGCCUUUAGCAGAGAUGGACUUUCGGAGGCCUCGGCUGACAUGUCGCACGAGAACAUGGAAGCGAGUGGUACAAUUGUUCCAGACGGCCCAUUUGACGACGUGCUCUCGCCGCAAUCCCUCAGACCCACUGCCGGCCUUUCCCCAGCAAACAGCGCGCCGCCACCGGCAGACCCACAAAUCGACGAGCCAAUCCUGCUCGCCGACUUCCAAGCAGCCGACAUCGAUGAGCCAUCGGAUACGCUCACCGUGCUCAAUCUCCUCCGCCAGACCCUGCAAUUCCACACCGACACCCUCUCCGACGCUCAAACGUCGUCCCUCCUCAUCCUCCUGCUCUCGCCCCUGCUGCCCCGGACAUCCCACUCCGCCACCGACCCCGCCACCCUCGCAACCUACGCCGACCACCUCUCCACGCUCGGCCUCUCCCCGACCCAAAUCGACACCAUCCUCUCCAAGCGUCUGACCCCCCUGCUCGAAACGGGCCUCAACCCCUACCAGGCCGAAGCCGUCCUCAGCACCUACCACGCGCAGCUGCACGCGCUCGGCCUCUUCAACGCCGCCGCUUCGCUCCGCCGCCUGGCCUACCCCCUCUACCCCGGAGUCUAUGAGCAGGCGCUCAAGGACACGCAGCUCGGCCUGCUCUGCCUGAGCUGCAAGAGCCCCAUCAACAACCCGCGCGACAAGAUGCGCUGCGAGACGUGCCGGCGCGCGCAGGCGCCGUGCCCCGUGUGCUGGGGCGCGUACCCGGCGUUCGAGGGCGCCGUCAAGGCGAAGAAGGCGCGGCUGCGCAGCUCGGCGGCGGACGUCUCGCGGCAGCAGCGCAAACGCUCGUCGCUUUUGCCGCUGCUGCCGUCGCUCGACCCGGGGAUUGUGGAGGAAGCGGAGGCGGAGGCGCUGGCGGCACCGAGUGUGCCGCAGCUGGCGCACGCGACCCCCCGCGCGGUGCUUUGGACGUGGUGUCCCCUCUGCGGCCAUGGCGGGCAUACCGCGUGCUUGAGCGCGUGGUUUGCGGAUGUGGCCAUGGCGGAGGGCGCGUGUGCGACUGAGGGGUGUUUGUGUGAUUGUGUGCCGGGGAGGAGACGGGAGGAGAGGGUGAGGGAGGCGGUAGGGAAGAAGGCGGAGAGGGAAAGGACGAGGCCGGUUAGGGGGGAUGAGUGGAGGGUUGGAGAGAGUAAGGCGGCGGGCGCGGCAAGUCGAGUGCUAGCAUCUGUGGGCGGGGAUGGUCAGGGGCCAGGGAAAGGUGAGGGCGCGGGGAGGAGAGUGAGGGUUGUGGUGCCGGUUGAGAAGGGGGGGCGGUUUGGGGUUGGGGAGGUGGAGAAGUAGGUACUUUUGAGGGCACUCUAAUCUGGAUGGCUUGGAGGUAGCGGUUGUCGUCACAGAUUGGACGGCGAGCGAGGUGCUGCGUUGUACGAUACCCGAUCCCACGGAAAGGGAUCCGUCCGGAUUGUACAACACCCAUAACAUCAAAUAAACAAUAUAAUCAUAAUCAUCCAGGUCCAUAAUCACCAGUCC